Molecule: messenger RNA, 2499 nt
Organism: Chlamydomonas reinhardtii
Lineage: Eukaryota; Viridiplantae; Chlorophyta; Chlorophyceae; Chlamydomonadales; Chlamydomonadaceae
Exons: 7
Coding region: 135-1925 (596 amino acids)
Biological process (GO): UDP-N-acetylglucosamine biosynthetic process
Cellular component (GO): endoplasmic reticulum; Golgi apparatus; endoplasmic reticulum-Golgi intermediate compartment
Molecular function (GO): glucosamine 6-phosphate N-acetyltransferase activity; monosaccharide binding
Source: RefSeq, a predicted model, not a curated record
CUGAUGCCUUAACUUAUUGAAUUAUACUCAACGCAUUGCAAACGAAGUCCACGCCUUGACGUUUGUCAGGUCGGGGUGGGGUUCUCAACUUAGACAUGUGCUUCGUCAGUUUAUACGUAUUGGCUUGAAUAGAAAUGAGAGGAUUGCGGGCUCCCUGCCCACUUACAGCGGGCUCGCGAUUUCGGCGCCCGCACGUCGUCGUUUGCUCAACGCCUGCGUCGGCGUGGGGCGCCUCUCGCCAGGGGAGCGGCUCUUCAAAGUCGUAUCCGUCCCUAAGCUACAGUGUCAACCGGCGCGAUAUCUCCGGCGCCGAGCUGGCCCUGCUGCUGUCCGCCAGCCGCGCCGCCGACCUAGCCGACCCGGGGCAGCCGCUGGCGCUCCACGCCUACAGCUACUGGUGCUCGCAGGCCGGCGUGCGGCACGCCACGAAAUUGGAGCUAGCCCUGCGCCGCUCUGUGGCCACCGUGGCGUGCUUCACAACCCUAGACGUGUACGGCGAGGCGGAGGCCGAGGCCCUGCGGCAGCAGCACCAGCAGCAGGGCGAGGGCGGCAGUAGCAGGAGCCCGAGCGGCAGCGGCAGUAGCAACGGCGCGGGCGGGGUGCGCAGCGGCUCGCCGCUUGGGCUGGGGUUGGGGCGAAAUUUGGUGGCUGGGGAAGAGGAGUGCCCGCUCACACACGAGCAACACGAACGCGAACGCGCCGCACGGCUGGGCGGCGGCGGCGGCGGCGGCGGGGCGGGCGAGUGGCCCAAGCCGCCAGUGCCUCGAGGCACCCCCGAUAUGGAGUGGAACUGGCUCCGGCCGAGCAGCACCAGCAGCGGCAGUAGCAGCGGCGCCAGCAGCAGUAGUAGCAGCGGCGGUGGCGGGCCGUUCGGGCGGCCGGCGGCGGCGUCUCGCAAGCAGCUUGUGGGCUUCGCACGCGCCACCGGGGAUAACUCACUGGUCGCCACGGUGUACGACGUGGCCGUGCACCCCUCCAUGCGCGGCCUGGGCAUUGGCCACCGCCUGGUGAAGCUGCUGCUGCAGCAGGUGCAGGCGCGGGCGGUGUACGACAUUGGUGUGAUCACGCCGUGCUCCCUGGGGGGCUUCUGGGAGCGCUGCUCCUUCGAAGACGACCGCGAGGACUCCACCUACAUGGUAUUCACCGGCCGCAGCAGCACCAGCAGCAGCAGUCGAAAUGGGGGCUGCAGCAGCAGUAGCAGCAACGGGGCAGGCGGCCAUGGCGCCAGUUGGGCGGACGACGUCAGCGAUGGCAGCGAGCGGGCUGCGUCAGGGGAAGGCUCUGGCUCGCUGGGGUUGUGGUCGCAACAGCAACCGCAACAGGAGCAGGAGGUGGAGGACGACGCAGGGUUACGACGGGGCAGCUGGGAGUGGCGGGAAGGAACAGGUAGUGGUGAAGCCUCUGACCUUGCUGUAGCCGCCGCGGCGGCGGCGAGCCGGGUUCAGUACGGAUCUCAGCAGUGGAGUGACGUCAGCGGCGGCAGCAGCGGCGGCGACAGCGACGGCUUUGAUGCGGGAGGGCACUCAAACUGGGGGCAGCAGGAGCCGGGGCAGCAAAGGCAGCAGCAGCAGCACGAGGAGGCCGGGUGGGGUGUGGGCGGGCUGGAGGGACCGGGGGGUAUGCUGGAUGAGUGCGGGUGCUGGACGCCCCACACAACACAGGCCCUGCUGGAGAGAGCGGACCUGGGCCACUGGGCGGCGGCGCAGCAGUCGGAGUCGCUGAGGCGGCUGUUGGAUGCCAAACUGCAGCGGUUAAAGGAGGGAGGCGGCCGGGCGGGCGAGCCGGGGGCGGGCACGGCAGCCGCGGCGCGGGCGCGCGGGCCGCGGUGGACGGGGCUGGGCGGCCGGUCGCGUGGGGUGCCAGCGCUGCCAUCGCCUGGCAACGGGGUUGGGCUUGGAGGCAACAGCGGAAAUGGCAGCGGCUGAUGAGAGCGCUGGGUGUCAUUGUGUUGUCAAUGUGAUCAGUCGCGGUCAUCGUGUGAUCAUGGGAGUCGAGGGAGGAGGGAGGAGGCGUAUGAGCAGCCCCUUGACGGCAGCAUCACAGGAAUAGGCGUAGGCGUCGCUGCAUGGGUGCGGCAGCCCGAGGCAGCAUUAGGGUAAUGCACAGAUCGUGAACAAUAGUGUGUGGGUGUCCGGAUGCAGACGACAUUCGUCGCCCAGUAAGCGGCGCCGGCGCGCAGGUUGAGGCGGCCGGUGUCUGGUUAGCGGUCUUUGCUGGCGAGCAUAGCACCGCACUGUGUGUGGUAGACCGCAGCAGUGAGAAGCGUUAUGCCCUGCUGUUUGGUUGAGCCUGGCUGUGAAAAUGUGCUUGGCAGCGGGACGCAGCUGGACACAUGGCGGGCCGUGUCUGUACGGAUCAACCGCGGACCCUCCACGUAGUGUUUGACUUACCUUCUGCAACUCACGCGGCCCAAUGAGGCACCGCGUGCUAGCCUGCCAGGCGUGCUCCGAAACAGGAGCUCGGUGGAUGGGAUGUCGAGGACUAAGGACUAAGACAAGG